AGACCGUGAGAUAUACUUACUCACACGACUUGAGCCGAAUCUCUCCGAAUAACAUUAUUUUACUAGUUCAACUGUACAUUUCAUCAUCUCUUUCCCCCUUUCAUACGUUGGGGGUAUAAACAUACGAUCCCAAGCUAAGGUUCGUGGGCGGGUGAGCGCGCCAAGAUUACACAGAGGCUUUACAUGAUACGUGGCGUCGUUUUAAUAAAUUUCGUUGAUACUGAUUGAGAGUAGUUUAUUAUAAUGUUUUUGAUGGAAUGCAAAGCAGACAACUCUUUAACAAUUGUUGAGAAUGAAAACGUCAUUUAUGAGAAGAAUACUGAAGUGGAAGAGGAUGAAUUGCUUACAUUUUUUGUUGGUGGUAAAAGUUUUUUAGGUUACGUUAAGGCACGUGGAGAUGAUGAAGAUGCAUUGAAAGCUAAACAAAAACAGUGGUUAAAAGACCACAAAAAGAAGCCGGGUAAAUCUAAUAAGACGUCAGAAAAAGUGAUUGUAUCUCCGAUCAAGACUAGACGAAUCUUGAAGAAAGAAUCCCCUCUGAAAGUACAUUCAAAAAAAGGAGAGGCUAAGAAAAGUAAAAAAAAAAACGAGGAGAAGGAGUCUUUAAUAAAACGUCAUGUCGACACCCAGAAAGAAGUUGCUCGGAUUAUUAAUCAAAGUAAAAGUCAAGUCUUGUCUAGUUCGGAGUCGUCUGAUGCUGAAAACAGUCCAUCUAAAGAUGAACUGAAAAAUGAACUGAAGAGACUUCGUGCUGCUAAUGGAAUCUCUAAUCGUUCUACUUCUACUGAUAACGCACAAUUACAUCAACACGAUGUUUAGAUAGAUGGAUCAUCAGAAGAAGAGGAAGAAAUAAAAAGAGAGGAGGGGACACCGGCUAAAAAAAAGAGAACCGACGUAAUUGAAGAAAAGCCGGCACCAAGUCAAUUAUUCGAUAAAGAUUAUCUAAGACCAAUGUCUCAGCUUGGCAAUUCAGGAAUUUAUUGCAUUAGUGAUAUUUACGAAUACGCAUUGGGUGGCAAGCAAUUUACUCAUAUAGCUCGUCGUUUGAUCGAUGGCGUUUUUACUAAAUAAGCCAUCGCAAGUAGUAACUUUACAGGCCAGCCUCCUAGAGCAGAAGGAAAAGAGCGCCAGAUAAUUCCUGUUUUAACAUUGAACGAUACUGCUAAAAAUGCUUUUAUAUGUUUGUUAAUAAUUUUCCCUUCUCCAUUCAUUGCUUAAGAAAUAUUGAGAAUUUAUAUUUAUUAUGUUAACUUCAAUUAUGUUUAUCUCAAAUCAGA
Molecule: messenger RNA, 1277 nt
Organism: Neodiprion fabricii
Lineage: Eukaryota; Metazoa; Arthropoda; Insecta; Hymenoptera; Diprionidae
Exons: 4
Coding region: 244-819 (191 amino acids)
Source: RefSeq, a predicted model, not a curated record